AUGCCGUUACAUCACCACGAAGAUCGACAAUCACUGGUCGACACGAUCACGUUCCUGGAGACGGAGGUCUCGAAGCUGGCCGUGGAGAACGAGGCAUUGCAGCGGGACCUUAAGCGCUUCGACCGUGAGCGUCGAUCUCUCGAAUCGAGGAGCAUCAGCAGCCAGCGACAAAUUGCCGAUCUGGAGAAAAUGCUGAGAAUGCGAGAUGACCAGCUUGAGCGUGCCGAUCGGCACAUUCGCGAGUUGUCGGAAAAGGUGCGCGAUCUCCAGGAGGAUCGUCAGCACCUCGACCAUGAUAUCCAUCACACCGAGGAUCGCUACGAGCGCGAAUUACAGGUGGCUGAGCGCAAGAAUCGACAAUUACGCGAGCGUAUCGAUACGCUGGAGGAGACCUGUACGAGGCUAAAGAAAGAACGGGAUCAACUGCAACAACAGCCGCUUUCCCUCGGCAAAUCGCACACGGACGUAGCCGAUGAUCUGCUUUUUGUCCGCGAGCCGAGCCACGCUUCUAUAAAGGGCUACAACACGCCAAACGGCAAUUUACCGCGGUCAAUGAGUUAUCAGAAUCUGGUGCGCCCUCACCCGUGCAGUUGCCAAUACCAAUGGAAU
Molecule: messenger RNA, 609 nt
Organism: Mesorhabditis spiculigera
Lineage: Eukaryota; Metazoa; Nematoda; Chromadorea; Rhabditida; Rhabditidae
Source: the annotation of a GenBank genome assembly